Messenger RNA from Akanthomyces muscarius, 687 nucleotides. RefSeq lists its product as uncharacterized. Bases 1 to 687 code for a protein of 228 amino acids. NCBI's taxonomy places the organism in Eukaryota, Fungi, Ascomycota, Sordariomycetes, Hypocreales, Cordycipitaceae. The record is from RefSeq and is a predicted model, not a curated record. The transcript is spliced from 2 exons.
AUGCCUCAGAUCGGAAAGUUCCAUAUUCGCGAUGCGGGCACAUCACCAAUUGAUCUAGAUGCCAUCAUGGGCUCUCUGGAUGCAUCGGUCCACCACCUUGCCAGCAAUGGCAACGGCGAACAGUGGGGGCCAAAGCUGUUUUCGGAGAGGGAUGGCUACCGCGAAGAUGUGGGAGAGGAUCUUAAAACAUCCGAAAAUUAUCGCUUGACUGGGCAAGGCCAGGCGAAGAGGACUUUUAUCGCAGAGGUAGAAGAUGCGAACGCCGAGAAUGGCCUACCACGUCGUGUGGACGAGAAUGGGAUUUCCUGGCUGCCAGUGGGCAACCUGGAGAUUGCAGAAAACAACCUUGGCGAUUACUUUACCGAUAUGGCGGAGUUGCGACCGUAUUUGGAGGAAGCCAAAUCCAUCGAGGGCGGCUUCUUAUGCAUUGUCUUUGUCAUGUCAGACGCUCGUGCCGGGGAGCGCGCAAAGGGCUCUGGAGCCGCUCAGGUUGAGUACGCAAAGCAAUAUGCUCGGGAGCGAGGGAUGAAGGCGUUAUAUUUGGACUGUUGGGUGGGUGGGACGCUGGGGCUGGUCAACUAUUACGAAAGUCUGGGAUUCACACCCAUUGGCGACUAUUCUUUCGAGAGGCCAAGAUCGAAGAGCAAGAGUACCUGGAACGGCCGAGUAUUCAGGAUGUCACUGUGA